Messenger RNA from Drosophila novamexicana, 1995 nucleotides. It is a transcript of the gene Drl-2, whose product is annotated as tyrosine-protein kinase RYK. Gene Ontology annotation, cellular component: signaling receptor complex. Bases 1 to 1926 code for a protein of 641 amino acids. Gene Ontology annotation, biological process: multicellular organism development; cell surface receptor protein tyrosine kinase signaling pathway; protein phosphorylation. Gene Ontology annotation, molecular function: protein kinase activity; ATP binding. The record is from RefSeq and is a predicted model, not a curated record. The transcript is spliced from 10 exons. Lineage: Eukaryota; Metazoa; Arthropoda; Insecta; Diptera; Drosophilidae.
AUGGCCGCCAGCCGCAGCUCCCUGCUGCAGCUGCUCUGGAUCUCUUGGAUCAUUUGGCAGCUACCUUUGGUCAGCGGAUAUCUAAACAUUUUUAUCAGCCACCACGAGGUGAUGAAACUGAUGGGACUGGAGGCGGAUUUGUUCUACGUGCACGAGGGAGCCAUUAACACAUACGCGAUGCACUUCACCGUUCCCGUCCCGGCAGAUGUGCACGAGCUGGAGUUCUCCUGGCAGAGUCUCAUUGCUUAUCCGCUGCGCUACACAAUCAGCAUCGAAUACGCCAACGACCAGGACGCACUGGGUACACCCACGCUGAGCAUUCCACACAAGGGUCUGGUGCCGCAGGAGAUCGAGUCCUUCCUGGUUUACCUGCCCUGCACUGGCAACGCAAGCCUUCAACUGCCGGUCAAUGUCAACAUGGUAGUGCAGGGACCUCCCCGCUUCAACGACACUCGGCUCCACUUCAAGCGCAACAAGAUCUGUGCCAAGGGCAUCUCACCCGAACCAAACCAGUCGCCGGCCCCAGCCCACGCCCCUUCCCAGGGACCGGCUCUGAUGAGCGCUGCUGCCUGCGCUCUGGGCCUGGUCUUAGCCGUAGGCCUCGUGGCUAGCAUGAUGUAUGUGCGGGCUCGCAAGCAGCUGCGCCAGGACUCGCUACACACCAGCUUCACUACAGCGGGUUAUGGCAGUCAUCAGAAUGUGUUCAUUCGCCUUGAUCCUUUAGGUCGACCGCCGAGUGCCACCGGAUCCUACGCGACCAUUGCCAGCCUCAAUAAAUAUCCAGCAGAGAGCAAAAAGUCGUGCAGCAUAUUCGACCGGUUCCGCAGCUCGCCCACACCUACACCCUACGCCACCGCCCUGCUGCCAAUGGGAGACCAGGGUGGAGAAACCAUUUACUCAAAGCCAGAAUCCGUCUGUCCCUCGAGAAUAUCCUACUACGCCUCCUCCCAGCUAACCCAGGCCUGCAGCAUGUCCACACCGAAGAGCAGCCGUGGCAAUGGCAGCGGCAGUCUCUUCGGCGGCAUUGCCACCGGCAGCACCAUCACCGUGGGCAGUCACGGACAUGGCGACAAGACCAAGGAGCGUCUGCGUCGCAUACCCAGUGUGCAGCCGGGCGCCUUGAGCUACGAACAGCUCAUUAAGGAGGGCACCUUUGGUCGCAUCUAUGCGGGCAAGCUGGGCGAGACUUGCGAUGCGCUGGUCAAGACGGUCAUCGAUGGCGCCUCGUUGACGCAAGUGGCCUGCCUACUGCAGGACGCCUCGCUGCUGAUCGGCGUCAGCCAUCAGCACAUAUUGGCGCCUUUGUUGGCCAACACGGAGCUGCCCGGUCCGCCCGAGAUUGCAUACCCCUAUCCGUCCAAGGGCAAUCUAAAAAUGUACUUGCAAAAGUCACGGGAAUCCAGCACUGCGUUGAGCACCCGCCAGCUGGUGGAGUUUGGACUCCAUAUAACCAAGGCGCUGGCCUAUCUGCACUCGCUGGGCAUUGUGCACAAGGAUUUGGCCACGCGCAAUUGCUACGUGGAUGAGGAGGCGUAUGUGAAGAUUUGCGACAGCGCGCUCUCGCGGGAUCUCUUCCCGGAUGACUAUGACUGUCUGGGCGAUAAUGAGAAUCGUCCGCUCAAGUGGCUGUCGCUGGAGUCGCUGCAGAAGAAGGUCUAUACCACGCAGGGCGAUGUCUGGUCUCUGGGCGUACUCUACUGGGAGCUGGUCACACUGGCCCAGAUGCCGCACGAGGAGGUGGACAUAUUUGAGCUUACCAAUUACUUGGCUGCCGGCUAUCGUCUGGAGCAGCCCGUAAAUUGUCCGGAUGAAUUCUUUACGGUCAUGAACUGCUGCUGGCACUGUGAGCCCAAACAGCGUCCGACACCCGCCCAGCUGUUGUCCUAUCUGCAGGACUUUCACGUCGAUCUGGGCAUGUAUAUCUAAGGAUCCUGAUGAUGACUGACUGAUAGGCCUGCGAGCUAAGCAUUCAGCGCGUAAAAAACUUAUUGUAUA